CAAAAUAUGCAUUCUUUUUUUUAGAAAACCUGGUGAAAAUGAAGCUUCUCUUAGUUUCGCCCUUAUUAUUCUGGUGUUUUCUCGACCAUGGUGCAUCUUGUGUUGAUAUUGACGGAGUGUCAGUGAUGGAGGGAGAUUCAGUCACUCUACACACCGAUGUUAAGACAAAGCAACAAGAGAGAAUCAGAUGGUAUUUUAAUGACAUUCGCAUCGCUCUAAUCAGUGGAGAUCUCAGUAAGAUCUGUACAGAUGUUCAGUGUAAUAAAGGUACUGAGAGAUUCAGAGACAGACUGCAGCUGGAUCAUCAGACUGGAUCUCUGACCAUCAUGAACAUCAACACCACACACUCUGGAGUUUAUAAACUACUGAUAAGCAGCAGCAACAUCGACAGUGAAAAGAGCUUUAGUGUUACUGUUCAUGAUGUUCCUGCUGCUGAACAAGAUAAAAUGAAGAGAAAGUCAGUGAAGGAGGGAGAAUCUGUCACUUUAGAUCCUGCUGUAGUAAAAAACCCAAAUGAUUUAAAGGUGUGGUAUUUUACUGAUAUCCUCAUCGCUGAAAUCACUGGAGAUCAGAGUAAGAUCUGUACAGAUGAUCAGUGUGAUGAGAGAUUCAGAGACAGACUGAAGCUGAAUAAAACUGGAUCUCUGACCAUCACAAACAUCAGAACCACAGACUCUGGACUCUAUAAACUACAGAUCAACAGCAGCAGAUUCAGCAUCAUAAAGACAUACAGUGUUAGUGUCACUGCUGUUCCAGAUUCAACUGCUGCUGCUGUUGCUGCUGCUGUUGUUGUUGCUGUUCUGCUGGUUGCAGCUGCUGGUGUGAUUUACUGUCACAGCAGGAGAUCUAUACAAGCAAGAAAAAAUGGAAAAAGGACGCAGCACAAUGAUCCUGACCUGGAGAAUGUUGAAGAAGUAUUAUCCCUUAUUAAAGGGACAUCCGCUGAUCCGUCUGUGAGCACGCAGGGCAAUGACGCUAAAGAGACAUCCGAUGAUCUGGUUGUGAGCACGCAGUGGGAUGACGCUAAAGAGACAUGCGAUGAUCCGGCCGGAACCACGCAGGGGGAUGACGGUAAAGAGACAUCCCAUGAUCCGUCUGGAAACAUGCAGGGGGAUGACGGUAAAGUGACAUCCCAUGAUCCGUCUGGAAACACGCAGGGGGAUGGCGGUAAAGAGACAUCCCAUGAUCCGGCUGCGAACACGCAGGGGGAUGGCGGUAAAGAGACAUCCCAUGAUCCGUCCGGGAACACGCAGGGGGAUGAUGGUAAAGAGACAUUCCAUGGUCCGGCUGGGAACACGCAGGGGGAUGGCAGUAAAGAGACAUCCCAUGAUCCGUCCGAUAACACGCAGGGGGAUGACGGUAAAGAGACAUCCCAUGAUCCGUCCGGGAACACGCAGGGGGAUGAUGGUAAAGAGACAUUCCAUGGUCCGGCUGGGAACACGCAGGGGGAUGGCAGUAAAGAGACAUCCCAUGAUCCGUCCGAUAACACGCAGGGGGAUGACGGUAAAGAGACAUCCCAUGAUCCGUCCGGGAACACGCAGGGGGAAUUACAUUAUUUGCAGUAA
Messenger RNA from Sinocyclocheilus anshuiensis, 1565 nucleotides. RefSeq lists its product as uncharacterized. Lineage: Eukaryota; Metazoa; Chordata; Actinopteri; Cypriniformes; Cyprinidae. The transcript has 6 exons. Bases 39 to 1565 code for a protein of 508 amino acids. The record is from RefSeq and is a predicted model, not a curated record.